GUUGGUGGAGCAUCUGUCCUGCAGGCCAGGGUUUGCCUGUUCAUGUUCUCGUACUUGCACCCUUAUGGGAACCGAAGACUUCACGGCUAUCAACUCCGUAUGCCAAGCUUCCUCAAAGAUGUUGAGUCCCCUCCAGAAGUGCGGCUCGGAAGGCUGCCUGCUAGAUUGUGACUUCCUGCCAUGGCACCGGAGCACCCUUCGGAAGCAACACCAGAGGUGCGAGGAUCCGGAGCAGAGGAACGUCUGUGGAAAGCAGGAGAAACCUUCCACCCCAAGCAUUCGUUUAGACGACACCGAAGUGGUCAAUUGUCUUCAACUCCCACUCCAAGACCCGGGAGGGUUCUGGCGGUCUCGAAGUGAGGGACGUUUGGAUCAACAAGGGGCACCAUGCCAAAGGGGAACUGAGGAAGGGGACAAAACAGGAAGUGGGUGGAGCUUGCCGUCCCCCAAAUCUUUGAGGAAGGAGCGGCAGCUGUGCGAGAAAGUGGCGGCAGCAAAGCAACACCUGAGGAAUUUCUUUGGAGGAUCAAACAAGUCACUGGCCUCCAGUGUGGAAUCGGACAUAGGCUCAGACUGCGAUGGCAGCAAUCAGAAUGCACAGCAGAAGCAAAAGCGUGCCCGAAAGAAGAACAAAAAAAACUUCCUAAGGCUGUGGAACUCAGGAAAUCAGGACCUCCUGUCGCUAAGGCCAACUCCUGAGGAAGCCCAAGAAUGGUCAGAAUCUUUGGAAAAACUGCUACUACACCCAUAUGGUCGAGCUGCCUUCCAUGCUUUUUUGAAAUCAGAAUUCAGUGAAGAGAACCUCGACUUUUGGUUGGCCUGUGAAGAUUAUCGUAAACUCCGGGGAUGUGUCAAACUCCAGGAAAGUGCAAAAAAGAUUUUUGACCAAUAUAUCACCAUACAAGCUCCAAAAGAGGUGAACCUUGAUUCCCAGACCAGAGAUGUCACCAAUCGGAACAUUUUGCUCCCCACCCGGUCUUGCUUUGACCAAGCCCAGAAGAGGAUCUUCGGGUUGAUGGAGAAGGACUCUUACCCUCGAUUCCUCCGCUCUCUUGUCUAUCAAGAUCUUGUACAGCCUGAAAAAGAGCAGCCGAAUGGCCCCUUGUAAACCUGCCGUGUUUGCCCUUCCUCUUCUUUUGAAGCCAACCUAACAAAGGAGACACCUGGAGGCAGCUUUGCUGUUCAGGAGAUGGACAAACCCAAGGACUACUUGGGAGAAAUGGACUGCUGUUUGUCCUAUUCUGUCAAGAUGGCGAACGUGCUCCGUUCCUAAACAUUAGGGUGGAUAAGAGAGAUGGUUGAGAGUUGGACUCUUGCUCGAUGGGCAUGGACAAGUGGCUAAGAGGGAUCGUUGGUGCUCUCUUGAUCUGGCUUGUUUUCUUGCAGACGUUUCAUUACCCAAACUAGGUAACAUCAUCAGUGCUAGUACAAGUAGCUUUUUGGGGUCUUCAGUCAAAUAUUAGAAUUCUAGAAGGACAGGCGGAAUUGUGCCUGUUUUGAAACGAACGAAAGCAGCUUUUAUGUCAGGGCUUAUAAAGCUGGGUGAUGCCCGAAACUGCUGCUGGGAAGGUAUUGCUCAGGUUGGAAAAUGAAAUGGUUGGUUUGCCCAGUGUAUUUAUAAGUCUGUUUCAGCUUGGUCUCCUCUGACGGGCAGAAUUUCUCCAAGGUCUUAGAGAAAUGUGUUUUCCGUUUGUGAUAGAAAUAAUUUGAGAUUGAAGUUGGGACCUUCAUGUAUUUGUCAGCCUCAAUGUGUGAAAUUGGGCAUUUUCUAGACGGCCUAGGACAGGGCCUCCAACCUGUAGGCUGCAGCCCGCUAAUGGGCUGUGAGGGGUUGGUACCCAGGCUGUGGAAACGGCCAACACACGCGCACUCCAUUUUAAGUGAGUGGCAAGUGUGCAUGCACACCGCUCACACGAAUGGAAUUGCGCACACGCACUUGUCGGCAGCUUGCACGGAAACAUCCCCUCUUCCCCUCCCUCCUGCCGGUCCGCACAGCCGAAAACAUUGGGGAACUCUGCCCUAGGAAAUGUAUAGAAAGCCAAAAAUGGGACGUUGAAGCAUGAAACACUUCAUAUUUCACAGAUUUCCGAGGCACUCGACACCAUGCCAAAAGGCAAACAGGCAAAGUAUAAAAUGCUCCCACCGAAAAGCCAUUCUAGCCUCCCCCUUAUUGCAACAAGUAGGUCAGUAAUGGUGUUUUUUUCUUGUUUAUUUUUUCCAGUAGGAAAGUCCUGCACUUUGCAUUGCAUUUCUUCUUUCAUUUUCCUAUAUGUCUUUUCAGUAAAGGGUUAGUUAAGGUUAAGUAUGAAAAGAGAGCCAUGAAAAGGGUUAGCCUAACCCUUUUCGUGACUCUUUUUUCAUACUUUGCCUAAAUAGUUCUUGUCACUCUGCAUAAUGCCUAGGUAUUAUAUAUAAUGCCUGGGUGAUUUAUACAGGUAAGUCCUUGACUUACAACAGUUCAUUUAGUGGCCGUUUGAAGUUACAACGGCAGUGAAAAAAGUAACUUGUGACCGUUAUUCACACUUACGACUGUUGAUCA
Notechis scutatus (mainland tiger snake) is the source of this 2539-nucleotide messenger RNA. RefSeq names its product regulator of G protein signaling 3-like. The record is from RefSeq and is a predicted model, not a curated record. NCBI's taxonomy places the organism in Eukaryota, Metazoa, Chordata, Lepidosauria, Squamata, Elapidae.